CGCUCCCGUUACGGGAUGCAGGGUUGGUUGGUUCUGCUUUCUUCACGAAGUUCCCGCUCCGAAGUUACAGUUAUUAGCGUUAAAUACUCACUUCUUUUAGCAUACGAUUAUAUUGUCUUGUGCGGGUGUUUAACAGAUAUCCGCUACCACGUUAUUUGACGUUUAAAUAUCUGAGUUAGCGUUAAUCACUGUGAGGUUGUCGUCUCGUCGUCAGCUAACAGCAGCUUAGCAUCGGGAGCUAACGGAGUCCGUCAUCGUUACUUCAGGACAUGUCGAGGAAAAAGUUCACACAUCAGGAGCUUCUGGUUCUUCAUCUCUGGAUCCUGAUUCUGUCCGCAACAAUAAUUGGACAUGAAAACGAACUUGUCUUGAAAGACCGAACAGGUGAAAUCCCAGAACUUGUCUUGAAAGACCGAACAUGUGAAAACCCAGGUGCAGCUCCAGAGCUUUUGAUCACCAUAGAUGAUAUCACAAAGCUCGGGGUCCGGCUGAAGUGUGACGUUCGAGGUGCUUUUCCUCAGCCGAAGCUGCAGUGGAAACACAGUGAUGGAAGCGUCCUUCCUGCUGAAGAACCACAGGUCUCAAAAAGAGAAAACCGCUAUGAUGUCACCCUCUGGACUACUGUGUCCAAGACCACAACCAACCGCUUCCAAUGUGUAGCCUCACAGGAGGGGAUCAGACACGUGAUACAUGCUGAGGUGGCUGUGUCAGAUGAACUGUUUGAGGCCACACACAGCAGACUGCCUGUCAUAGGAUUGGCCACUGGUUGCAUUGCGUUUUUCGCUGUUCUUCUAGCUGCAAUAUGCAUCAAAAUACUGUGUUAUAAAGAGUCUCGUCUUGUGGGUGACGUGGGUUGGAAAGAAAGACAAGCUUGUCUUACAGACAUAAAAAAGAUUAUCCUGAUGAAGAAGCCGUAUACGAGAUCUUUGUGAAACUUGAAUGUGAUCCAGUUGUUGUUUAGACUUUGUGGCUUUUUUAAUGAAUAAGAUGAAGCUACAACUCAACAAAACAGGUAAUCACCUGAGUGCGAGUAUGUUUUUUCCUUAAAAUGUAUGUGAAUGCAAAUUCUGUUGCUUUUGUCUUUGUGUUGGAAUGAAUCUAUUUUUUAUAUUUGUAACACAGUGAAGUAAUGCCAAACAGUGCUGAUUCUUUUCAUCUUUUCAACGCUGGUAAAGACAACCAGUGGAUAUCAUAUUUUAGACAGAGCUUAAACACAGCUACAGGUUCAGGUGUUAAUGAAUGUUGGCUUGCUUUGUUAUAGCAAUCGUUGCUUUUUGAUGUCUUUAAAUUAAAUGAGCUGUGUGUA
Molecule: messenger RNA, 1306 nt
Organism: Chelmon rostratus (copperband butterflyfish)
Lineage: Eukaryota; Metazoa; Chordata; Actinopteri; Chaetodontiformes; Chaetodontidae
Product: butyrophilin-like protein 3
Exons: 6
Coding region: 270-932 (220 amino acids)
Source: RefSeq, a predicted model, not a curated record